AUGGCGCAGCGCAUGGGGGCCUCCAAUGAGGAGGCUGAGGAACCAGUCUGGGAGAGGGAUGACGGCAGCUUGGACCAGGAUGGUGGCAGUGAGGUGGAGACAGCAGGUUACUCGGAGGAUCACUUUGCCUUAGAAACUCCAGCUGUCACCUCGGGCGCAUCAGUAACCGAUGCCAAGGCCCUGAGCGGUGGAGGGCUGGCCACAAGCAAGUGUCCCCAGGCAUCCCACAAGCCCCGUGCUCUGUCCCCGCAACCACUGAAAGCACCAGUGAGGAAGGUGGAUGAGAUCCUGGGGGACCAGCCAACCGCCAAGGAACGGGUGUUCGCUGCCCUGAAGCAGUUUGCGGCACAGCAGCGAGUUGAUGACCUGGUGUGGGCGCUCACCCUGGUGCUGCCCAGAGAGGCCCGUGCACCACUCAUGGACAACCUCAGACCGGCCCGCGCUCUCUUCUCGCUUCCAGGGAGCCCGGCUGACAAUGCUUCCCUCAAGUCAGGUGACCGGAUCCUCUUCCUCAAUGGACUGGACAUGAGGAACUGCUCCCAUGACAAGGUGGUGUCCAUGCUUCAAGGCAGUGGCGCGGUGCCCACGCUGGUGGUGGAGGAGGGGCUUGUCCCGUUUGCCAGCGACUCCGAUUCUUUGGAUUCCCCCAACCCGUCCUCGGCGCUCACCUCCCUGCAGUGGGUGGCAGAGAUCCUACCCUCCAGCAUCCGGGUUCAGGGGAGGACUUUCAGCCAGCAGCUGGAGCACCUACUCACGCCUCCCGAGCGCUAUGGGGUCUGCCGGGCACUUGAGAGCUUCUUCCAGCACAGGAACAUUGACACCCUCAUCGUGGACGUCUACCCUGUGCUGGACACACCUGCCAAGCAAGUCCUUUGGCAGUUCAUCCACCAGCUGCUGACUUACGAGGAGCAGGAGCUGUGCCGGGAGAAAAUCGCGUGUUUCCUGGGCUACACGGCCGUGACAGCAGAGCCAGAGCCCGAGCUGGACCUGGAGCCUGAGCCCGAGCCUGAGCCCGAGCCGGUGCUGGAGCCCCAGCGACGCAGCUCCCUGAGGGCCUCCUCCAUGUGCCGCCACAGUCUCCGGUCCCAGGGCCUGGAGGCCAGCCUCAGUUGCGGUCCCGGUGACUGUCCCGAGAUGCCUCUUCCUCUAAUCCCAGGCGAGCGCCAGGCAGGCGACGGCACGUCCCUCCCUGAGACCCCCAAUCCGAAGAUGAUGUCAGCCGUCUAUGCGGAGCUCGAGUCCCGACUGAGCAGCAGUUUCAAAGGGAAGGUGGGGACCACGUCCAGAUCCCGUGCCUCCCCGCCAGUGCCCAGCCCGGCAGGUGCAGCAGGGCCCAGGACCCUGUCCAGCGUCUCGUGGCCCAGCGAGCGGCUCCUGCCCUCCCCCUGCUACUACCCACUGUGCUCAGGGGGCCUGGCCUCCCCCAGCAGCUCUGAGUCUCACCCCUACGCCAGCCUGGACAGCAGCAGGGCGCCCUCCCCACAGCCAGACCCCGGGCCCAUCCGCUCCGACAGCCCCCCAAGUCCGGACCCUGCCCGCCCACCCAGCCGCAGGAAGCUCUUCACCUUCUCCCGCCCCAUGCGCAGCCGGGAUACUGACCGCUUCCUGGAUGUGCUCAGUGAGCAGCUGGGCCCCCGGGUCACUGUCGUGGAUGAUUUCCUGAGCCCUGAGAAUGACUAUGAGGAGAUGAGCUUCCACGAUGACCAGGGCAGCUUUGUGACCAACGAACGGAGCAGCGCUAGCGAGUGCAUCAGCAGCAGUGAGGAAGGCAGCUCCCUGACCUACUCCUCCGUCUCCGACCACAUCCCCCCACCCCCGCUCAGCCCCCCGCCUCCGCCACCUCUGCCCUUCCAUGACCCUAAGCCCAGCUCCCGCAUCCCCGACGGUCCUCGGGGCCCUGCUCAGACACUGGUCAAGCCCCUCACCCAACUCAGCCACCCAGUCCCUCCACCGCCCCCGCCACCCCUGCCCCCACCGGUGCCCUGUGCACCCCCCAUGCUGUCCCGGGGCCUGGGCCACCGCCGAAGUGAGACCAGCCACAUGAGCGUCAAGCGCCUACGGUGGGAGCAGGUGGAGAACUCGGAAGGCACCAUCUGGGGUCAGCUCGGGGAAGAUUCUGAUUAUGAUAAGCUGAGUGAUAUGGUAAAAUACCUCGAUCUGGAGCUCCACUUCGGCACCCAGAAACCUGCUAAGCCGUUGCCCGGGCCCGAACCCUUCAGGAAGAAAGAAGUGGUGGAGAUCCUGUCUCACAAGAAGGCCUACAACACCUCCAUCCUGCUGGCGCACCUGAAGCUGAGCCCCGCGGAGCUGCGGCAGGUGCUCAUGAGCAUGGAGCCCCGGCGCCUGGAGCCCGCGCACCUGGCGCAGCUGCUGCUCUUCGCGCCCGACGCCGACGAGGAGCAGCGCUACCAGGCCUUCCGCGAGGCGCCCGGCCGCCUCAGCGAGCCCGAUCAGUUCGUCCUGCAGAUGCUGUCGGUUCCGGAAUACAAAACCCGCUUGCGCAGUCUCCACUUCCAGGCCACCCUACAGGAGAAGACAGAAGAGAUCCGGGGCAGCCUGGAGUGCUUGCGCCAAGCCUCCCUUGAGCUCAGGAACAGCCGGAAGCUCGCCAAGAUCCUGGAGUUUGUGUUGGCCAUGGGCAACUAUCUCAACGAUGGACAGCCCAAAACUAACAAGACCACAGGCUUCAAGAUCAACUUCCUGACGGAGCUGAACUCCACGAAGACUGUGGAUGGGAAAUCUACCUUCCUGCACAUUCUUGCCAAAUCGCUGAGCCAGCACUUCCCAGAACUCCUUGGCUUUGCUCAGGACCUGCCCACUGUGCCCCUGGCUGCCAAAGUGAAUCAACGGGCCCUGACCAGUGACCUAGCUGACCUCCAUGGCACCAUCAGUGAGAUACAGGCUGCUUGCCAGAGCACGCCCCCCUCCAGUGAGGACAAGUUUGCUGUGGUCAUGACAUCCUUCCUAGAGACGGCCCAGCCGGUGCUGCGGGCCCUGGACGCGCUCCAGCGGGAGGCCACCGAGGAGCUGGGCAGGGCGCUGGCCUUCUUCGGUGAGGAUUCCAAAGCCACCACCUCUGAGGCCUUCUUCGGCAUCUUUGCAGAGUUCAUGAGCAAGUUUGAGCGAGCACUCAGUGACUUGGAAGCUGGGGACGGCCCACGCAGCUCAGGGAUGGUUUCGCCCCUGGCCUGGUGA
Molecule: messenger RNA, 3195 nt
Organism: Puma concolor (puma)
Lineage: Eukaryota; Metazoa; Chordata; Mammalia; Carnivora; Felidae
Source: RefSeq, a predicted model, not a curated record